This is a messenger RNA of Ilyonectria robusta, 2094 nucleotides long. RefSeq names its product fungal-specific transcription factor domain-containing protein. Gene Ontology annotation, molecular function: DNA-binding transcription factor activity, RNA polymerase II-specific; DNA binding; zinc ion binding. The transcript has 4 exons. Lineage: Eukaryota; Fungi; Ascomycota; Sordariomycetes; Hypocreales; Nectriaceae. The coding region runs from base 1 to 2094 and encodes 697 amino acids. Gene Ontology annotation, biological process: regulation of DNA-templated transcription; DNA-templated transcription. The record is from RefSeq and is a predicted model, not a curated record.
AUGCAGAACCACGCCAGCACAUCAGUUGCAACAACUCCUCGUACUCUCGCUUGCGUCUCAUGCCAACAACGUAAGAUCAAAUGUGAUCGUAUAUUCCCCUGCGCGAAUUGUACUAAGGUCAACGUCUUUUGCGUACCAUCCACACGAGCUCCUUUUCGCGGGAGAAAGCGACCCAAUCAAGUCUUUGAAGAGAAGUUGACGAAGCUUGAGGCUCUCCUUGAGCAGCAUGCAGUAGCUCGUGCUUUUCCUAAGGGCCCAUCGGCUGAAACCCUUGAUACCACUCUCUUAUCACAGGAAGCGUUACAAGCCUCAUCUACGCCCGAUUCUACACUGCUCCUUCGGUCCACGGAGGCGAGCCAGUCUAGUCCUCAACUAUCUGGGAAGCUUGUGGUGCAAGACGGCAGCGUCAAAUUUAUAGACAGUUAUAUAUGGGGUAUUGUUUACGAAAAUCUUCAAGAAUUGCGCCAAGCUAUAGACGCCGAAACAUCAGAAGAUCAAGAUGUGUCAGCCUGCGAUGUGUCUAUGUCAGAGGACCAUAUAGAUCUACUACUGACUGCAAUACCCUCUGUCGACCUUGACGACCCAGUCCCUUUACCGAUACAAGUGUUUCGCCUAUGGCAAAUCUUUGUCGAUCGAGUCAAUCCUGUGACAAAACUAAUCCAUGUGCCUACUCUACAACCUAUUCUUAUUAUUGCUAUUACGGAUCAUGCCACUAUAGCAACAAAAUAUCAGGCACUAUUAUUCGCCAUCUACCUCGCCUCUGUUGUGAGUAUGUCAGAUAAGGAGACUAUGACGAUGCUUGGAAUAUGUAAAGAUGAGGCUAUCCGACGGUUUGCGGUCGGUGUCAAAACGGCGCUCACGAAGGUCAACUUUCUUGUGAAUUACGACAUAACCACCCUUCAAGCUUUGGUACUUUAUCUAGUCUGUCUCCAAGGGCGGAGUGAUCAUCACGCCCUCUGGGUUGUCACUGGUGUUGUCAUUCGGAUUGCUUACAAGAUGGGCCUGCACCGUGAUGGUAAGACCCUAAAUCUAUCCCCUUUUGAGACAGAAAUGCGCCGGCGUGUAUGGUGGAGCAUCGUGGCGCUCGAUUCUAUGUACGCGGCAACCUCGGGUCUUGGAGAAACGUUGUUACCUACGGGAUCAAAUACCGAGAUGCCGGAGAACGUCAAUGAUGACGACUUCUUUCCCGGAUCUUCUGAGAUUCAGGCCAGCGAUGGCCCUACUGAGAUGGUUUUCUGUUUAAUGCUAUACGCAACUGUCUCAUUUUUCAGGAGUAAUCCCGUCGUCGACCUCGAACACAGCGUCUUGAAUGGCCAAGUCGCUGAGCCUCUCACUGCUGAUUAUGCCGUUUGCCAGGCCACUCUAGAAAGAUUAACUACCUUGUCAGAAGAACUCGAGGCAGAGCUUCUAGACAUUGAGAAUCGUUAUUGUAACCCUUCUUGGGGGUCCGUCCAUAUUCUAGCCGCUGCCAUACGGCCCUGGAUAGUCAAGGAAAUUCGGACGAUGCUUAUUCCAAUGCGCGAAACGCCUGAAUGGGGCACUGAGGUCAACAAUGUUCAUGAUAACAUAUUCCGCAUUUGGUUGUCGCAUUACGAAAACCUCGUCUCGUUCUACGGCAGUUCCUACAACAACCGGUUUCUUUGGUUUCAUAAAAACCAUUUUCAACUCGGCACCUUCAUCUUUCUUGUCAGUCAGCUUGUCAGCCGCCCCCAUAUCGGAAUGUUCGCCGACCGCGGUUGGCUCAUAAUUGACCGUGUUUAUCAAUAUCACCAACAGCUUUCGGACAUGAAUCAGCGGCAACACGUUCAACUAGCAUCGCUCGUCCUCAAGGGUUGGGAGGCUCGCGAGAGCUCUCAUUUACAAUUGGGUAUCUGGCUUGACGUUCCCGCCUGCGUCACCAAGCUAAAGAUAUCCAUGCCAGAGCCUAGUUUAGGAGCUUCAGAUCAAGUGUUGGAGUCAUUUCAACUACAUGCUGGUGGGAUCGAUAGACAAGUCAUCUCUAGCAUUCCUUUCAGCAUGUCAGGACAGCUUCUGGACCCUUUGCGUGGCGGCUGGGGUUCAUCCAGGUUUCAUAAUGGUGAUGUAACGGGCUAG